Molecule: messenger RNA, 1091 nt
Organism: Armigeres subalbatus
Lineage: Eukaryota; Metazoa; Arthropoda; Insecta; Diptera; Culicidae
Product: prenylated Rab acceptor protein 1
Exons: 3
Coding region: 151-744 (197 amino acids)
Cellular component (GO): Golgi apparatus
Source: RefSeq, a predicted model, not a curated record
GUCCUCAAUUUUUACGUAAAUAAAUGAAUAUAAACAAAAAAGUUUAGUAACGUAGAAAACGAAUUAAAAUUUAAGCGAACGUUUUAAAAUAUUCUUGAGUUUUCGAGAGUUCUCUACAAGUCAUUUUAUACUCGACACGAAAAAUUAAAAAUGGAAGAGUCCGACGUUCACAUCGAUGUAAGCGGUAAUAUGGAACCACCGAAACAGGAACCGAAAACUGGCUUCAGUGGCUUUAAUAUGUCAACGUUCACCAGUUUUGCCCGCGUUCCGAACUUGUGGGAUCUUUUGCGUCUCACCAGACAAAACGUCCGACCCUGGUCGGAAUUUUUGCAGACCUCAAACUUCAAAUCUGUUGCGAAUGUUCCACGACUGACCAACCGAAUCAUUCGUAACUUGGGUUAUUUCCAGAGUAACUACCUGUUUGUGUCGCUCGGCCUGAUCGUCUAUUGCUUGUUAACAUCACCGCUGAUUCUCAUAGUUCUGGGUGCAGUUUUCUACGCCUGCUACAAGAUCAAACAAGCAAAUGCUCCGGUGGCUUUCUUCUCUCGGCAGCUCAACACCAAUCAACAGUGCAUUGCGGUCAACAUAGCUUCUGUCCCAUUGCUGUAUCUGGCGGGAGCUGGUGCCGUAAUGUUUUGGGUUAUAGGAGCAUCGUUCUUUGUGAUAUCUCUACAUGCGGCAUUCUAUAAUAUUGACGCAAUCGUUACCGAGGACACCGAAUCGUUUUUAACCGAAACUGUUUAAGUUUCAACAGUAAGGGACGAUGGUAGUUUAUGAAACUACGUAUAUACUCUCAUUCUGUAGUUAGUACAUUACACAUCCAGCCUUUCAAUAGCAUUACUGAAUACGUAAUCAAAAUAUGUAAGGUUUCUUUAAGCGUAGCGCUUGGCGCAUCAUUUCUGUUAGAACCAUUAGGUGAAUGAACCAAAAUUAAUUUUCUAAAUCGUAAUUAGUUGUACUUUUGCGUGCACAGUAUCAUCAUUUUUUGUAUGCACUAAUGCGCACUGUGACCACUAAUUUAAAAAAAAUCACCUUACUCAGAAAUGUUUAUCGAAAUUUAUGUAUUGAAUAAAUUACUAUUUUUAACAUCA